Benincasa hispida (wax gourd) is the source of this 2467-nucleotide messenger RNA. RefSeq names its product vacuolar-sorting receptor 4-like. Lineage: Eukaryota; Viridiplantae; Streptophyta; Magnoliopsida; Cucurbitales; Cucurbitaceae. Gene Ontology annotation, molecular function: calcium ion binding. The record is from RefSeq and is a predicted model, not a curated record.
AAUUCAAAAUAAAUAAAUGCUCAAACUUCAUCUCUUCUUCUUUCAAGAGCUCUUCAGCGAAACCCGCUGAAGCAUAUUUCCUCUUUCCUUUAUGGCAUAAUAAAGCUUAGAUGAACUGAAAUUGAAGAAACUGGGUAGCUUUCAGGUGUGUGCUUCUCUAUUUCUUGCUAGAUUUAGAAUCAAAUCUAGAAAUUGAGCAAAACCCACUAAUUUUUCCUUAAUGGGGCAUCAAAAUCUGGGUUUCUUUCUAUUUCCAUGGCUUCUGUUGCUCUCUCUGGUUCCCCUUUGUAUGGCGAGGUUUGUAGUGGAAAAAAACAGCUUGAGGGUGACUUCUCCUGAGAAAAUCAGAGGAACUUACGAUUCUGCCAUUGGAAAUUUUGGGAUUCCUCAGUAUGGAGGUAGCUUGGCUGGUGUGGUGGUUUAUCCAAAGGAGAAUCAGAAAGGUUGUAAAGACUUCAGUGAUUUUCAUAUCUCGUUCCAGUCGAAGCCAGGGUCUCUCCCUAUAUUCGUUAUGGUCGAUCGUGGAGAUUGUUUAUUUGCUCUUAAGGUUUGGAAUGCCCAAAAGGUAGGUGCUUCUGCAGUUCUUGUUGCAGACCACCUUGAUGAGCCAUUAAUUACUAUGGACUCACCAGAGGAGGAUGGUUCAACGGCAACAUAUGUAGAAAAUAUAACAAUACCAUCUGCACUUAUAAGAAAGGGUUUCAGUGAACAAUUAAAGAAAGAAAUCAAUGCUGGGGAAAUGGUCAGCCUGAGUCUUGAUUGGAGAGAAGCUGUUCCACAUCCUGAUGAUCGUGUGGAAUAUGAGCUCUGGACUAAUAGUAAUGAUGAAUGUGGGUUUAAAUGUGACAUGUUGAUGGAAUUUUUGAAAGAUUUCAAGGGUGCUGCUCAGAUACUUGAGAGGCGUCGGUAUACUCAGUUUACGCCACAUUAUAUAACUUGGUUCUGUCCCCAGGCAUUCACCUUAAGCAGACAAUGCAAAUCACAGUGCAUCAAUCAUGGAAGAUACUGUGCUCCCGACCCAGAGCAGGAUUUUAGUUCAGGAUAUGAUGGAAAAGAUGUGGUUAUUGAAAACCUGAGACAGCUAUGUGUUUUCAGAGCUGCAAAUAAUACUGGAAAACCCUGGAUUUGGUGGGACUAUGUAACUGAUUUUCAAAUUCGAUGUCCCAUGAAGGAGAAAAAGUACAACAAGGAAUGUGCUCACUCUGUAAUCAAAUCACUUGGGCUUGAUAUAGACACGAUAGAGAAGUGUAUGGGAGACCCAGAUGCUGAUUCUGAAAAUCCUGUCCUCAAAGAAGAGCAACAAGCUCAGAUUGGGAAGGGAUCAAGAGGUGAUGUAACCAUAUUGCCAACACUUGUGGUCAAUAAUCGACAGUAUCGAGGAAAGCUGGCAAAGGGUGCUGUUCUUAAGGCCAUAUGUGCAGGUUUUGAGGAAGCCACUGAACCAUCUAUUUGUUUGAGUAGUGAUAUUGAGACAAAUGAAUGCUUGGAGAAUAAUGGUGGUUGUUGGCAGGAUAAAACAGCCAAUCUCACAGCUUGCAAGGAUACCUACCGUGGGAGGGUUUGUGAGUGCCCCCUGGUAGAUGGAGUGCAGCUUAAAGGAGAUGGUUACACCAUAUGUGAAGUAGCUAGAGGGCCUGGAAGGUGCAACGUAAAUAAUGGUGGCUGUUGGCAAGAAAGUCGUAAUGGACUUUCAAUGUCUGCUUGUGUGGAUAAUGGGGAGGUUAAAUGUAAAUGUCCUCCAGGAUUUAGAGGUGAUGGUGUCAAGACUUGUGAAGAUAUUAAUGAAUGCAAGGAGAGGAAGGCUUGUCAAUGUUCCGAAUGUAGCUGCACCAAUACGUGGGGAAGCUAUGACUGUAGUUGUAGUGGUGAUCUUUUAUAUAUGAGGGACCAUGAUACAUGCAUAAGUAAGAAUGCUAGUGCAGCAAAAUCAUCGUGGAGUUUCUUUUGGGUUAUUUUGAUUGGCCUGGCUAUCGCUGCUGGUGGAGCAUAUAUGGUGUACAAAUACAGAUUAAGGGCGUAUAUGGAUUCUGAGAUCAGAGCAAUUAUGGCACAGUAUAUGCCCCUGGACAGCCAAGGAGAAGUGCCAAAUCACGCCCACGGGGACCACUUGGACCGCAUGUGAAAGUGGCCAACAUCGUUUCAUUUCAAGGGUUAGGAUUAGGAUGCCUUUACAAAUGGAAUGCUUCGUUGUGCUCUUUAAGCCGAUAGUCGAAUUUUUGGACAUGGAUCUCAUGCCAUGUUAUGAUAUGUACAUUAUUAGACAAUAAAGUAGUGCAAAUUGAAAUCCCUCAAUGAUUUGAGGUUGUAAACUUUUUUACCAGAUAAAGAUACUUAGGCUUUAGGUAUAUGUAUGGCUAGGGAUUUAGUUUGAAGCAUCUGAGAAAUCUGCCAACAACUUAACUUCAUUCCAUGAUUACAUUAUGUUGUUACUAUUUGUUCAUGUGAGAAGAAACAAGCUUUUGCCUCA